UUGUUUGCAAUUGCGGAAAGCGGUUUGCGAGGCACGAGACACGGCGAUAGUUUUUAAUAGAAGAAGCAGCAAUAAAAAAAUAAUACAAAAAAGCAAAAAAACAAAUAAAAAGAAAGAAAAAGAAAACAGCAGAAAAGAGUGCAGAUGCAGGAAUAAGCCGAAUGAAUAGUUCGCAGCCAGCGGAGCAAUAGUUUAUUGAGGAAUAAUCCACGAGUCGGCGCCCAAAAGAAACAACUGAAUUCUGAAUUACCAGCCCAGGCAAAAUGUGUUCAUAAAGCAGUACAAUGUAAACUUAAAAGCAAACUUAAGCGCAAGGAUAACAAUUAAAUCACACCUACUCUCAACUACUGUUCCAAUGGAUUCUGGCGAAUUUUCCGCAUUUCCCCGAAUUUCCGUAGCACCAAAGGAUAUCGCUUGCUCAUAACUUGGAUCGGAUUUUGAUGCAUUUUAAUCCUGCUACGAUUGCAAUUCAUAAGGCGUUUGGGGAAACGUUGUGAAUAUUAGAGUGAAUACUAGCAUUGAAUUUAACAUCAUUGCCGUCGUUGAUUUUCCGAGUGAUGAAUGCAUCCGAAUCCCAGCUGAAACCGGAUGCCAUCGAAAGCCUAGCCACAGUCCCAGUCACGAACGCAAAACCACUGCCACAGAGACACCCAGCAGAAUCCAGAUCCCAGGAGCGAUCCAAAUGAAAACGAUGAUAGAGCUGAAAUUGAAGUGGAGAAUGUGUGGUUAAAGCGGUGGAGCUAAUUCCCAUUCUCGAUAUGUUUUAGAACUGCAAAUCAAUUCAAUAAAGCACAGGACACAGAAUACAGGAUACAGGAUACAGAUACAGCUAAAGAUACAGCUAAAGAUACAGAUACAGAAACAGCUACUGAUAUUGUUACUGAUACUGAGAUACUGAGAUACUCAGAUAGUGAGAUACUGAGCUACUGAGCUAAUGAUACUACUGGAGCGAAGUUAACUAAUGCAAACAGAUAGUUUUAAGUACCAUAUGAAGAGGGCAGUUUUCUAUAAAUUAUUACCGCGAGGAAUUAGGAGAGAAAACUAAGACUUAGAAGUGGGGCUGGAUUGGACAACUUCACUUUUAAUCACAAUAUCGCAGCCGCCGUCAUGUGGAUAAACAUCGCCAAUUUAAUCCUCAUCAUUGCUCAGCUGUGCGUUUUCGUCACAUCUGCCGGGGAAGCAGAUUACACACUAGAUGAUUCAUUUUGGAACGAAGAAAGUCCUGUUGGAGAAGUGGAACGUUUACUUAAGGAGUACAGGCAAAACCAAGAGCUUGUCCGUCGCAUUGGUGGUCACUACUACCAAAUUAUAUAUCCAGUGCAGCUGCGCCAUCACGAGAAGAUGGGCAUAUCCACGCGCGAAGUCAGUCUCCCAAAGCCGGGACAAAGACCUCGACCUCAUGACGACAGCGGAUUUAACAGGGGAAGAACAAAGAAACACUUCCAUCGCACAUCGCUGCUGAUUAAAGCAUUUAACCACAAAUUCCGCUUGGACUUGGAGCUCAAUUCACAACUUCUUUCGCCAAACAUACAGCAGAAACACUACCACGUGGGCGGUUAUCUGGUGGAUGGCAAUCGACAUGAUAUCGAGCACUGCUACUACCACGGCACCGUGAAGGAUUAUCCCGGAGCCAGUGCAGCAUUCCACACGUGCAACGGCGUCAGUGGCGUCAUCCACAUCGGCAACGAGACCUUCGUCAUUCAUCCGUUCUACGGUGGCGAUCUGUCCAAACAUCCACAUGUCAUCUUUGAGGCGCGCACAAAGGCGAACAAAGGGUGCGCCAACUCGGGCAAUCUGGACUCGUGGCGUCUGUCGCGGCGCACAAAGCACUUGUCCGCCGGAGUUGCCGGCGUUGUGGAGGAGAUCCUCCAGGCGGGCGUGGGUCGCAACAAGCGGGAUGUGCGGGAGGCGACCAAGUACAUUGAGACGGCCAUCAUCGUUGACAAGGCGAUGUUCGAUAAGCGCAAUGGCAGCACUCGGGCGGAGGUCAUUCACGAUGCCAUUCAGGUGGCCAACAUAGCCGAUCUGUACUUUCGCACGCUGAACACACGCGUCUCGGUUGUCUACAUCGAGACGUGGGGCAAAAACCAGGCGGUCAUCGAUGGCAGCAAGGAUAUCAGCAAGGCGAUAUCCAACUUCAACGACUACACCUCCCGCAAUCUCUUCCAAAUCGAGCGAGACACCACGCAGCUGCUCACCGGCGAAACAUUUGCGGGCGGCGAGGCUGGCAUGGCUGUGCCCGAAACUGUUUGCACGCCCCGUGCUGUGGGCAUCAGCGUGGAUGUGAAUGUGUAUGAGCCGCACCUUUUGGCCGGCACAAUGGCCCACAUGAUUGGCCAUAACAUCGGCAUGGGACACGACGACGGACGCGAGGAGUGCUUUUGCCGUGACUGGCACGGUUGCAUCAUGGCCCAGUCGAUUGUGGGCCAGGAGAAUGUCCAGCCAUACAAAUUUUCCGAGUGCAGUAAAAAAGAUUACAUUGACGCAUUGCGGACUGGCCACGGACUGUGUUUGCUCAACAAGCCAAAUGAGAUUGAGUUACGUCGCAACUGCGGCAACAAGGUGGUCGAGGAGGACGAGGAGUGCGACUGUGGAACCUUCGAGGAGUGUGCUCUGGAUCCGUGCUGUGAUGGCAUAACGUGCAAGUUGAAGUCCGAGGCCCAGUGUGCCAGUGGUGCCUGCUGUGACCAGUGUCGCUUGCGGCCAAAGGAUUACAUUUGCCGUGACUCCAACAACGAGUGCGAUCUGCCCGAGUACUGCGAUGGCGAGAUUGGCCAAUGUCCGUCGGAUGUCUUCAAGAAGAACGGCUCUCCGUGCGGCCUCAGCAAGACUGGCAUCUCAGGUUACUGCUUCCAAGGCUACUGCCCCACGCUGAGUCUGCAGUGCGAGGCCAUUUGGGGCUAUGGCGGCUCUGCUGCGGAUCGUCAGUGCUACGAGCAGUUCAAUUCCAAGGGCUCCAUCAACGGGCAUUGCGGUCGCGAUGCCAACGAACACUACAUUAAGUGCGAACCAGAGAACGUCCAGUGCGGAACCCUGCAGUGCAAGGAUGGGGAACGGCAGCCAGUGAACGAUGGCAUCGAUCAGCUGUACUCGAGAACCAUCAUUUCGAUCAAGGGUCAGGAGUUCGAGUGCAAGGCGACCAGCGGGCAGGUGGGUUCCAAUAGCUAUCCGGAGCACGGCCUGGUCAAGGACGGUACUCCGUGCGGUGAUAAUCUCAUUUGCCUCAACCAGACGUGCGUCAGUCUCUUCCCCCACGUGGACCAGACCAAGUGCCCAGCCAAUUCGCAGGGUCUAGAGUGCUCCGAACACGGCGUCUGCACCAAUACGAACCGCUGUUUCUGCGACAUGGGAUGGGGCGGCAACGACUGCAGCUCCGUCGUGCUGCUCACCACAGCACUGCCAACCGAAGCACUGCCCACGCCGGAGAACACCAUCAAGAUGGAGAAGAAAGAAACCCCAUAUGAGAACUACCACGGCUCAAAUACAGUGUUCCUAGUCGGUGUUCUAAUGUCAGUUGUAGGGUUCGUUUUUAUAACAUUCACCUUGAUGGCAUUGUGCUACAGGUCAGUUGUAGUACAUAGAAACUUCUCCCUGUGUCUAAGGCGAAAGACCACCACACUGAAGUACGACCCGCCCUAUUCGAAGAAACCAAUUGCCAAGAGCUACGGCGGAGCGGCGACGGCGCCCAACCAUCACUCCGUGGAAGAGGUCUCCUUGGACGGAUCCAGCAAGUUAGUCUAUGCCAAUCAGACUGGCUUCAGGGACAAGGGAAUCCAUGGACGACGCUACACGACAUGUGGCGAGGACGACCAGUCACAUGCAGAGAAGGGUAUAUUAAAGAAGCACGGCUACGGUCUGGUGCACGGUGAGCAGCUAAAAGACAAAUGGGGCGAUGACAAUCAGUCCGAUAACCUCGAGCUUAUAACCCAAGACGGCACCCUGGCGUCGACGAGCGGCGGUGCGGCUGCCUCCGAGGUGGAGCGCACAUUGAAAUCCCUCAAUGGUUAUCAUGAGGACAUCUUGGAGGCGCUGCGAAAUGCGGCCACGCACCGGGGAACCGGAACCGGAAACACGCCCGUCGGCAGCGGCAGCCUGAGCGAGGAGAUGCUGCGCAAGACGCUGCAGGAUUGCAACAACUCGCAGCUGGGCUACUCGGCGGAGCAGUACAAGCGUAACAUUGGCUCCAAGUCCAGUUCGCGGGAGAACAUCUGCGACAAUGCCGCCGUCCAUGCGAUCAUCCUCGAUGGCAGCGGCGGCGGACUCGGCGGCAUGGGACUGGGCUCAAGCGUGGGAGCCGGCGGCGGCGGAUCCACGUCCAUGUCGGGUGGCAUGCCUGGCCAUGGCGGCACCAUGCUCCAUCACCAUCGAUCGCAGCAUCAGCUGCAUCAGCCGUCGACGGUGGCGCUGCAGCCGCAGCAGCUGGAUGACGAUGAUGCACCGUCGACGGGACCGCUGCGUAUACGCAAUCUGGAGGAUCUGAUCAGGCAGCUAGAGCACCACUCGUCCCGUCACAUGAGUCCCAGCGGAUCCGAGGAUAUACGAAUGUCGGAAACAGAGGCCGAUCGACACUAUAGAUUAGAAAGUUCCGCAGCUUGUAGUGAGUCAUCUCAAGGCUCCAAUCAGCAAAUACCACAAUCUCAGAAAACCGCUACAAUUCAUGCGUCUUACAGCAGAAGCUGUCGUCCCCGUUCCGAUGAGGAGUCCCGAUUCACAUUCGGCGGCGGACGCUACCGACAGCCGGCAUCAUCUGGACGCCAUGCGCCGCACCAGUCGCACUCACCCCACGCAUUCGGACACCAUACGCACCACUCCCAUGCCCAUGGACAUGCCACGCACGGUCCACACUCGUCCCAUCACUCAUCGCACACCCAUUUGCAGCAGGAGGACGAGGGCAUCUACGAGACCGCUGACCACCACGAGCGCCAGGUGGUCGACGCUCGACUCGACUGCCACGAGACACCAGAUAGCGAGAGUGAUGACUUUAUUCAAGCUCAACAACAGUUAGCCCGGUGGGCGAGUGAGGAUGUGGUAUCCGUCGUGGUAUUGGACCAGCCGCCAUCCGGUACAAUGUCGGAUUCCCAACCAUACAUCGACGUCGGACCCAUUUCGGGGGCUAUAGCGCAGCAGCAGCAGCAGCAGCAUCCGCAUCAGCAGCAUCCACAUCAGCAUCACGGCGAUCAUCAUCAGUCCUCCGCAGCGGCAGCGGUAUCGGGAUCGGGAUCGGGAGUGGCAGCGGCGACAUCGGUGGCCAACAGUUCUAUAAUGGCUUUGCCAAUCGUCCCAAAUGGUAUAAGUGUAAGUCAGAGGGACUACUAUCCAUCCCCGCCCUCAACGGAAACGGAAAGCAGUGGAAGUGUUAUCCAGCCGCCCAUUCGUCGCGGUUUGCAAUCGGCGGCAGCAGCAGCAGCGGCGGCAGACACGGCGGCACUAAGUCAGCAGCAGCAAUUGCAGCUCCUUCAGCUGCCAAUUUAUCAACAGCAUCCGCAUCAGCAUCCGCAUCAGCAUCAUCAUCAGCAGCAAUCAGGCGAUACCAGCAGCAGCAACAACAGUCAGUCCGAACAAAUCAUCGAGAAUGGCUGCUACCCGGAAUAUAAGCAUUGAUAUUGUUAUCUACAUGGUAGAGAAGAUCAUUCCCAUGGUCCAUGUGAUCCAUGUGAUCUAUGUGAUCCAUACCGCAUCAGAAAUCGCGCAUAGAUCAACAAUCAGCCACGCCCACUCCACUCCACUCACAUGUGCCCGGAGCCAGCGCGCAGCUAGCUUUCUCUCUAAAUAAAUGAAAUUUGUAUCGACCUUUAUGAUUACUUUAGCAUAGUUACCAAUACGUUGCUCGUGUAUAAGCACAUAAAUAAAUGAAUUUAGCCCUAAGUAGUUAAGUAAAUAAAUGUAAAUGUGAAGACGACAGGCAGACAGCAGACAAAAACCAAACCAAACUAGUUAACGUAAAAUGGAGCGGAGUUAGGCAAAGGACAUAAAAAUUAGCACACAAAUUGAAAUGGAAAAUGGUAAAUGAAUAAUGGAAAAUGGAAAAUGAAAAAUGGAAAAUGAAUAUGGAAAAACCAAACUUAACAAGCAACAAAAAAUGUGUAUUCUUAUGUGUGAGUGGUAAAUAAAUAGCCAUACUUUAUUCAUAGAUUAAUGACAAUUAUUAAGUGAGUGCAUCCCAAUUUAUAUUCAUAGUCGUAUAAUUGUAUACGUAUAAUGAUGAGACACAACCGAAAGCAAAAGCAAAAAGCAAAAAAAAAACAAAACCCAACACCCAAACCGAAAACCACAGCAACAGCAUUAGCGAAAUAAAUAAUUAAAAAUUGGGAAAUAUUUACAUAUUUUUUGCAUACCUCGGACCAAGCAAUGCCAACGUUCGAGUAGGAAAAUCUUUCAAAAAAAAAAACCAUAAAACAAAAACCGUAAACAGAAAAGAGAAAAGAGAAAACUACAAAAAAAGAAAAUAAACAAAUAACAAAACACAAAAAUAAAUAAACACAAAACGCAGCUGUAAAUAUGAAAAUUAAUAUUUAUGCUAGUUAGUAAAUUAUACGAUCCUUUGCUGGACGUGUAGAGAACUUGAACAUUUCGAUGGUCACGGAUAAGCGGCAGGAAAAAUACAAUUGUGCACUGGGCCCAGCCCGGGCUUUAAAAAAAACCCCCUUAUUGGGGCAAUCUUACACCGACUGAUAGAAAAUUUUGGGCUAUAUUGCCAGUUCUCGUUCAAUAAUCUUAAAAACAAAAAACAAAAAAAAACCAAAGAAGACAAAAAACAAAAAACGAAAAAAAACCAAGUGGAAGGAAUAACAAAAAAGC
Molecule: messenger RNA, 6798 nt
Organism: Drosophila santomea
Lineage: Eukaryota; Metazoa; Arthropoda; Insecta; Diptera; Drosophilidae
Gene: mmd
Product: disintegrin and metalloproteinase domain-containing protein 11
Exons: 25
Coding region: 1108-5601 (1497 amino acids)
Biological process (GO): membrane protein ectodomain proteolysis
Molecular function (GO): metalloendopeptidase activity
Source: RefSeq, a predicted model, not a curated record